Molecule: messenger RNA, 2279 nt
Organism: Coregonus sp. 'balchen'
Lineage: Eukaryota; Metazoa; Chordata; Actinopteri; Salmoniformes; Salmonidae
Source: the annotation of a GenBank genome assembly
AUGUGCCAAGCUGUGUUUGGGUCACUGCAGGACUCUUCAACUUCCUGGCGUAUACACUGGGUCAGUACUGCUGUGUGUGUUCUUACUGGGGUGUGUGGGUGUGUGUGUGUUUUUACUGGUGUGUGUGUCUCUGUCUCGCUCUCUCUCUGUUAUAAAGACGGUGUGGAUGGUAAGCAGGCGAGGCGUACUAACUCCUCCACACCACUGGGGGAGCUGUUUGACCACGGCCUGGACAGCUGGGCCUGUGUGUUCUUCGUGGCCACCGUCUACUCCAUAUUUGGGCGUGGCGCGAGCGGUGUGGGCGUGGCCACGUUGUACUACAUCCUGUGGGUGGUCCUGUUCUCAUUCAUCCUGUCUCACUGGGAGAAAUACAACACAGGAGUCCUCUUCCUUCCCUGGGGCUAUGACAUCAGCCAAGUGGUGAGUAGGACACACACCUACCUAUUAUUAUAUAUACCUACACACCUACCUUAUUAAUAUACCGAUAAGAACGAACACGACCGAGGAGGGAGAGAAAAUAAAAAAAGAAAGAGGAACCACUAGAUGAGAGAACCGACACACCGAAUAGGAGGAUAGAGACCACACACCGACCGAUGUAGGGAUAGACCGACACACCUACCGAUGAGUGAUAAUACUAACACACCACCUAUAUGAUAUAACCACAACCGACCGAUGAGGAUAGAUACCUACAACACCUACCUAUUAUUAUAUAUACCUACACACCUACCUAUGAUUAUAUAUACCUACACACCUACCAUUAUGAUAUAUACCUACACACCUACCUAUUAUUAUAUAUACCGACAACCUACCUAGUAUUAUAUAUACCACACACCGACCGAUUAGUAUGAUACAGACACACCACCUAUUAUUAGAUAUACCUACACACCUACUAUAUUAUAUAUACCUACACACCUACCUAUUAUUAUAUAUACCUACACACCUACCUAUUAUUAUAUAUACCUACACACCUACCUAUUAUUAUAUAUACCUACACACCUACCUAUUAUUAUAUAUACCUACACACCUACCUAUUAUUAUAUAUACCUACACACCUACCUAUUAUUAUAUAUACCUACACACUACCUAUUAUUAUGAUACCUACACACCUACCUAUUAUUAUUAUACCUACAAACCACCUAUCCUACCACUCCUAUUGUAUGUAACCUACACACCUACCUAUUAUGUAUACGACGACACCGACCUAUAUUAUGUAGACCACACACCUACGAUAUUAUAUACUACACACCUACCGAGGAGUAGAGUAACCACACACCGACCGAGAUGAGAUAAAACCGUGACAGAAGAACACCACCAAUAAAACCACAUACCAGUAGUAGAGAACCUACACACCACCGAUGAGGGAAGAACCACAACACCGACCGAGGAUGGAGAGAGACCUACACACCACCGAGAGUUAUAAGACCACACACCGACCGAUGAGGUAUAGAGACCACAACCACAGAGAUAACCUACACACCACCGUAUGAGAGAGACCACACACCACCUAUGAUGAGAGAGAAACCUACAAACAUUAAACCUACCACCGACUAUGUAGAAUAUACCUACACACCUGACUAGUAGGAGAUAUGACCGACACACCACCUAUUAGAUAUAGACCACACACCACCUAUUAUGAUAUAUACCACACCACCUACCUAUUAUUAGAUAUACCUACACACCUACCUAUUAUUAAUAGACCUACACACCUACCUAUAUUAUAUAUACCUCCCACACCUACCUAUAUAUAUACCUACACACCUACCUAUUAUUAUAUAUACCUACACACCUACCUAUUAUUAUGUAUACCUACACACCUACCUAUUAUUAUAUAUACCUACACACCUACCUAUUAUUAUAUAUACCUACACACCUACCUAUUAUUAUGUAUACCUACACACCUACCUAUUAUUAUAUAUACCUACACACCUACCUAUUAUUAUGUAUACCUACACACCUACCUAUUAUUAUAUAUACCUACACACGGCCCCUCGUCCUUCAUUCUUUCUCUCUCUCUCUCUCUCAGUCCAUCUCUAUAGUGUACAUCUUCACAGCGAUGGUUGGCGUGGAGACAUGGUAUGAACCAAUCUGGUGGAACUUCCACUACCGAGACCUGUUCACUUUCAUGAUCCUCGGUGAGCUCCCAUUGGUCCGUUGGGUGCACCUUGCUGUGUGAUUGGUUCAGAUGGGAUGUUGUGUUCUGAUUGGUUUCUGUGAUGUCAUCUCCAGGUUGUUCCUUCACUGUGACCCUUCCCAUGAGCCUCUACAAUGUCUUCAAGUAA